Messenger RNA from Budorcas taxicolor (takin), 3060 nucleotides. RefSeq names its product zinc finger RNA binding protein 2 (gene ZFR2). Gene Ontology annotation, cellular component: precatalytic spliceosome. Gene Ontology annotation, molecular function: single-stranded RNA binding; zinc ion binding; double-stranded RNA binding. The transcript is spliced from 18 exons. Lineage: Eukaryota; Metazoa; Chordata; Mammalia; Artiodactyla; Bovidae. Bases 1 to 3060 code for a protein of 1019 amino acids. The record is from RefSeq and is a predicted model, not a curated record.
AUGGCGGCGAGUAACUAUUAUGGCUUUGCGCAAGGCGUCAGCUCGCAGUACAGCAUCCCGCCUCCGUCAGCUUUCCCCCUCCCUGCUGCUGGAGCCAGCUUGCCCACACAGCCUGCUCCUGGACUGGGCCCAGCCCUGAUCCCAUUUCCGGAGGCCGCCCAGCCCCCCGGGCCAGGAUACAGUGGGUACCAGCCCCACUCCGGUCAGGACCUCGGUUAUAGCACCCAGCCCCAGGAGCCUAUGCCAGCUGCCACCACAGCACCCUCCUACCAGGACAGUUACAGCUACGGACUGUCGACAGCCACCAGUGGCUACGAGACCAAACAGUACCCUCCGCCUGCUGCCGGCCAUCAGCUCCCAGCCACGGCCACGCUCUGCCCGCCAGGGACCCAAGGAGCCUACGGGGGCGGUGGGUACGGCCAGGCACAGCCCCUGCCACAGAUGCCCACCGCCGAGGCAGGGCCGCCAGCCAGCGUCGCCUGCUCCAGCUACAACUAUGCCCCAGGCAGCAGCGCCCAGCCCAUGGCCUCCUCCGUCCCCGCCCUGCCGGCCUCGUCGUCCUUCAGCGCAGCCUCCGCCCCAUACACGGGACCAAGCUACCCGAGCUAUGACGCGUCCUCCUACUCCGUGGCCAGUCCUUACUACCCGCCGCUACUCACCCCACAGAUGCAGCCACCGCCGCCGCCACCCCCACCCCCAAAGCCUGUGGACUCAUCCCAGUGGGGUGGCCCAGGAGGCAGUCCCAGUGCCAGCUGUGCCCACAGCGUCGCCAAGAAGCUUCCAGUUCCCAGCAAGCUGCCAAGACCACGGACUGGCCCCCAGCCGCUCCCACUUCACUACUGUGACAUCUGCAAGAUCAGCUGUGCCGGCCCCCAGACAUACCGCGAGCACCUGGAAGGGCAGAAGCACAAGAAGAAAGAGGCAGCCCAGAAGAUGGGCGUCCAGCCCAACGGCAGCCCACGGGGGGUGCAGGCGCAGCUGCGCUGCGACCUCUGUGCCGUGUCCUGCACCGGGGCAGAGGCCUACGCUGCCCACAUCCGGGGGGCCAAGCACCAGAAGGUCUUCAAGCUGCACACCAAACUGGGGAAGCCCAUCCCCACCAUAGACCCUGCACCGGCCAACCCCCACUUGGCCCAGGCCCCCAGCACCAGCCAGCCGGCCUCCAUCCCCGUCACCGUCACCGCAGAGAGCGCCCCCGCAGCCUCAGCCAAGCCCGCGGCCCCCACCAGCCCCAGCGUGUGUGCCCCGAGCAGGCCACCACCGCCCAGGAGACCGGCCACCUCGAAGGCCUCGCGUGUGGGGCCUCCUGCGCUGCCAGCAACUGACUGCAGAGCCCCCCACAGGAAACCGGCAACCCCCAGAUCAGAGAGGCCCGGGGAGCCGUCCACCCGAGGAGGCUCUACAGAAGCUUCUGGAAGCAGCUGUGAGGGGCAGCCGGUGGGCCCAGGCUACGUGGAGGAGGUGUGCAACGAGGAGGGCCGGGUGAUCCGCUUCCGCUGCAAGCUGUGUGAGUGCAGCUUCAACGACCCCAACGCCAGGGACAUGCACGUACGGGGACGCCGGCACCGGCUGCAGUACAAGAAAAAAGUGAACCCUGACCUCCCGAUCGCGGACAAGCCCAGCACACGGGUGCGCAAGCUCGUGGAAGAGACACUGCGGAGGCAGCGGCAGCUGACCAAGAGGCGGCUGGGGGAGCUGCGGCGCUGGCACAACGAGACAAGGUGCAGCCUCGGGGCCCUGCGCGGUGGGAGGGCUCCCCACGGGCUCCCCAGGGCCCCAACGGGACCACCUCACAGCCCUGCCGCCCCUCAGGGCCCCGAGUCCCUCUCGUCCCACAGGCGCUACGACUUGUGCAGGAGGCGGCUGGAAGAGGGGCUGCCCAUCCCAGACGCACACUCAGGACGCCCGCUGCCUGACCAGCACCUGCCUGCCCUCAGGAGUCGGCCAGGGGCGCCCACAGCCAAGCCUCUGCCCACAAGGCGGCCAGAGUCCAGCGACGACCGGCAUGUCAUGUGUAAGCACGCGGCCAUCUACCCAACGGAGGAGGAGCUCCUGGCCGUCCAGAAGGCUGUCUCCCAUGCGGAGCGUGCCCUCAAGCUGGUGUCUGACACGCUGGCUGAGGAGGACUCUGCCAGCCCGGAGCCCGAGGGCGGGGACCACAGCAGCGGCCCCAGCCCCUCAGCCCGGAUCCUGAAAGGCGUGAUGCGGGUUGGCCUCCUGGCGAAGGGGCUACUCCUGCGGGGAGAUCGGGCGGUACAGCUGAUCCUGCUCUGCUCCCAGAAGCCCACCCACGCCCUGCAGCGCAGAGUCGCCGAGCAGCUGCCCCUCCAGCUCCCGGUGGUAACAGACGACAAGUACGAGGUCUCUUCUGACCCGGACGCCAGCAUUGUCAUCUCCUCCUGCGAGGAGCCCCGGAUACAGGUCGCUGUGUCCAUCACCUCGCCCCUAAUGCGGGAGGACCCCUCCAAAGACCAAGAAGGAACUGAGGUGCCUCCGCCGGACCCAGGAGAUGUCCUGAGCCCAGAGAAGUGCCUGCAGGCACUGGCUGCUCUCCGCCAUGCCAAGUGGUUCCAGGCAAGAGCCAGCGGCCUACAGCCCUGUGUGAUUGUCAUCAGGGUCUUCCGGGACCUCUGCCAGCGCGUGCCCACCUGGGGGGCCCUGCCGGACUGGGCCAUGGAGCUGCUGGUGGAGAAGGCCCUGAGCAGCACCAAGGGGCCCCUGAGCCCCGGGGAUGCUGUGCGCCGAGUCCUGGAGUGCGUGGCCUCAGGGACGCUCCUCACAGAUGGGCCCGGGCUCCAGGAUCCCUGUGAGAGAGACCAGAUGGAUGCCCUCAGCUCCAUGACCCUCCAGGAACGAGAAGAUAUCACAGCCAGCGCCCAGCACGCCCUGCGCAUGUUGGCGUUCCGGCAGAUCCACAAGAUCCUGGGCAUCGACCCGCUGCCGCCCCCCAGAAUCAGGCUGGGGGCACGCUUCCGGAAGAGGCCACAGGAGGCAGGCGAGCUGGAGGCCAAGGUGGGCAGCGACCAGAGGAAGCGGCCUCGCCUCCCCAACGGGACCUGA